GACCAAAACUUCUUCAUCGGGGACUGCGAGACCGUCCCGGAGAAUCUGAAGUCCAUGGAGGAGCUCCAGAACAAGAACGACAAGGGCAAGCUGGUGCCCAUCGUUCCCAACAUGGAGCCGCCGCUGGAGGAGCUCAUGCUGCGAGUGUCCCAGCUUGAGAAGCUCGCGGGCCACCAUGAGAAGGCCAACGACAUGGUGCACAAAUACGGUCCCAUGCAGAUCCAUGACGAGGUGAAGAUGUUUACGGCCGCCGCCAAGACAGACCUCGACCAGGUCUACCGCGUGCUGGUGGAGCAGAUGGCCGUGCACAAGGCCGACCUUGACAAUAUCAGCCCCCCCAACAUGCAGCAGCUUCUCGAGCAGGUCCGUGCCGACCUGAAGUUGCAAACGACCGACUCGGUCCACAGCAAGUUGAAGGAGCACGACCUGAAGUUGCAGACGGCCGCCAUCAAGACAGACUUCGACUCGGUCUACGGCGAGUUGAAGGAACAAAUGGCCGCAAACAAAACAGAUCUUGACAACAUCAACAGCUUCACGAAUGUGCAACUAAGCGUCAAGACGCCCGUCGAAGAUCUCGAGCUGAUCCGCGAAGAGAUGAUGAUGCAGAAGGCCGUCACCAAGACAGACCUUGACCAGGUCAUCUACAACUUUAAGGAGCAGAAGGCUGAGCUCACAACAGAUCUUGACAACAUCAACUGCCGGACGAAAGAGUUCGAAGUGAAGCUCGGCACCGAGCUCGCCGAGCUCAAUAGCUCCGUGCUGGACACCAGCCUCCCGCCGGUCAUGUCCUGCCUCCAAGGCAGGGGCGCCGAGGCUUGA
Messenger RNA from Prorocentrum cordatum, 819 nucleotides. The record is from the annotation of a GenBank genome assembly. Lineage: Eukaryota; Dinophyceae; Prorocentrales; Prorocentraceae.